GCAUUUACCCUUUUCAGUAUUUAAAAACUAGAACUCAAAAAUGAAUUAUUUAAAAGGGAGAUAGAUCUCCAAAGAUAAAUAUAAAAAGCUUAAAAAUACAUCUAUAUAUAUGUGAAGCUUGUAUGAGCAAUAACUAAAGAUGACUUAUUACAUAAAUGUAGAUACUUCAUAACAGGAAAAUUUAAUCUUUACAGUGUACCACUGAUGCAGUUAGUGUAGUCAAAGCAUUAAAAUUAACUGAAGUCAUACCUCACCUUCAUUUAUAUCCAAAAACUUGGUGAAUGAGUCAUUGGUAAUUACAACAUAGCAUCCAAAACAGGAACUGAGAGUUCUUAAAAUUCAAGCAUCUUUAGAAUAAACACAUAUCCAGCUUGGAAUGGAAUGAAAAACCAGGGGUUAUGUAACAGGAAUGCUAACUAGGCUUUGUAUAUUCUUAUCAUCAUUUUUUAUGUUUACAUGCAUACUCUCUCCAUGGUAGAAUUUACUGAUUAUCCUGAAAAUAUUUACGUAUAAAAAUUUUAGAAAUUUUUUUUCAAGAUUUAAUAAUCCAGAGAAAUAAGCUAACAAAAGGCCAAAUCAGUGAAAUUGUACUUGCUUCCUUACUUUUAUAGCUUUAAAUAUUUAUAUAUUUAAAAGAGCAGACUAGAGGGGGGAAAAUGAGCAAUAAAAUUCAAAGUAAGUAGAAGAAAGAAAUAUUAAAAGCAAGAGCAAAAAUCAGUGAUAUUGAAAACAGGUAAUACAGUUAACAAAGCCAAAAGUUGGUCUUUGAGAAGAUUAAUAAAAUUAAACCUCUAGCAAAGUGAUGGAAAAACCUAAAAGACAGAUUAUCCUUAUCAGGAAUGAAAUCAAGAAUGUUAUUUAGAUCUUUCAGAUGUUAAAAGGACAAUAAGGAAUAUUAUGUACAAAUUUAAACCAAUAAAUUAAAGUCAUCAAAUUUCUUGAAAAAUACAGCUUACUAGAACUGAUACAAGACAGAAAAUGUGAAUAGUUUUAAUAUGAAAGAAAUUAUCAGAAAUUUUCAUACAAAAGAACUCCAGGUCCACUUUGCUUUAUUGGUGAAUUCUAGCAAACAUUUAAGGAGUAAAAAGCUUUAAUUCUACACAGAUUUUCAGAAAAUAGGGGCAAACAGGAUACUUACCCUAUUUUUUUAAAAAAAUGAAAACAAGUAUUACCCCAAUAGCGAAACAAGCCAAAGACAUUUCAAGGAAAGAAAGUGGCCAUACCAAUAGAUACAGAAAUUAUUGAACUAUUAGCUAGUUGAAUCCAGCACUAUAUAAAGAACAUAAUACCUUAUGACCAAGUAGAGUUUAUCUCAGAAUGCAGGGUCAUUUUAAAAUUAGAAGAGUCAGUUACUAUAGUCUACCAUAAUAACAAAAUAAAGGAAAUCCUUCAUGAUCACUUCAAUACAUGCAGACAGACAUUUGACAGGAUUAAACUCUGAUUCAUGACUUAAAACUCUGAGGAAACUAGGAAUAGAAGAAAAUUUGAUAAAGUGCCUCUGUGGAAAACCUACAGCUAACAUCAUAUUUAAUGUUGGGAAAAUCAAGUUCAUUACUAGACAACUCCCCACUAGACAGUAUAUGUCCCCAUUUCCCCCUUUCCUCCCACCAGUGCUGAAAUUCUUCUGGCUUUCUCCAUUCAACUGUCUCCUUCCCGGAUUGUUCCCUGUGCUCACUUUUCUCAGAAUAUUGUUGAACCUUGAAGAAGAUGGCUGCCUCAUUCUUAAAGCUUCUAACAGGAAAUUGAUUCAUGUAUGUUCACCAGGUGGACACUCCAAGUCCAAAAAGCCUGGGGAAUCUGUUGAUUCAGGAAAUUUUAUAAAAUCAUCCCCAGAUGAAGGUGGAACUAGUUGAUUCAGUAGCAAAAGUCCAAAUGAAUAAACCAUCGUGUGAUAGAAGCACCAUCAGCAGAAGACGAGGAGAAAUUCCUAAAUACUCAGUUGUUCAGGCCUUGAUUUCAGAGGGUAAUAGCUAACAUGCAUGACAAUGCUAUUCAUACUACACCUAAAACUGAGGCACAGUGUCGCAGUGUGCUGGCCCAAGGUCCCAUAUAUAGUAAUGAGUAGAGUCAGAGUUUAAAUGAACCCAAAUAACAUGGCUCCAACAGCCUGUACUUUUCAAGGCUUUUCCCUUUUUGAGGAGCAGAGACUUGGAGGAGACCCUCUGGGACAGACCCAUGAGGAUGGCAGAGGGAUAGAAAAGGUAACUUUCAUAAUACUCAGAUUGUAAGGUAUUUGAAAGGAAAAUGUCAUGGGUAUUUCUGAAAGUGGGAGCAGGGAGUGGAGACAUGAGAGAGAAGCAGGCUCCGGUGAAAUACUAGACUAGUUCUCCAACUUUAAUGUGUUUGUGAAUUGCUUGGGGAUCUAGUUAAAACACAGAUUCUGAUUGAAUAGUUUAUAGAGUGGAGCCUGAGAGUCCACAUUUCUUAACAAGCUCCCAGAUACUGGCAGUGGUACUGGUCACCCUUUCAGUAGUGAGGUGUUAAAUACAUACAUUUAUAUUAUAUUGGACAUCACUAGCUAUUAGGCCAAUGACCUGGCCAAACAGAUCUAUUUUGAUUCAGUUAUUUAGAAAAUAUACAAAAAUUUAGCAGUUAUACAAAAAAAAAAAAAAGAAAAUUAGAUAAUAGCAACUUCUUAGUACUAUGUCAAGUUUGGAAGUUUAUAUCCAAAGCAAGUUCUAUGUGAAGCUUUAAUGAUAAAGAUGAGUAUAUGGAUAAUAAUUACAUAAAAACACUGAAAUUUUAUAAUGUGAUAAAAAUAGCAUUUACGAGGCAUUCAUCAAAUAUUGUGGAAGAUUUUCUAUUAAAUACAGUGAUUUAGACUGUUCUUUUGGUUUAUGUUUGCACCUCCUCAGAAUUCCUCUAAAAUGGCAGUAAGGGAAAAAAUUUUUUUUUGAGUACCAUUAAGGGCAAAGGGAACAGAAGAGACAACUGUGUAAGAAAUGUUGACAAAAUCACAAAGUUUUGGAAGAAUAAAAAGAUGGAGAAGUGUUAAUUGACUAAGCAAAACGGUGACAGCUGAAAUUUAUUAAUACAUGCUUAUAGUGGGGUCUGCUAAUGAGAAGUAAGCUAGUUUGCACAGCAGAAUGUUAGAAAGACUUAGGAAUUAGAGGAAACCAAAUGAAUGGGUGUAGAGUUAAAGGUAGGGGGAGGGGUCGGUGCAAAAUCUAUACCAAGAGCAAGUAGACGCCAGGACCUGACUCUUCUCCAUAUAAUGAGGAAAGCACCAUUGCACAUUACUAUGAAAUUUCACAUGAAUAAAAAAUUCCAGGAAAAGUUAAUAUACAGAGAAUUGCCAUCAUCAUAGCAUCAGGCUUCUCAAUAGCAAAGUCUCUGAAAAGAAUAAUUCCUUCAGAAUUCUAAAGAUAAACUAUUUCCAGCUUGACAGCCAAACUGUCAAUCACAUGUGAGGCAGAACAAAGACAUUUUUGGAUGCGUAGUCUCAAAAAAUUCUCUUCCUAUACAUUUAUUCUCAAAAAGCUAUCAGAGGAUGUGGUUCACCAAAGCAGAAGCAUUGACCCCAAAGACAUGGGAUACAGAAAAAGGAGAUCCAGCAUAGAAGGUAGAUGACAGAUAUGCCCAGAAUACAGUCAAAAGGAGUCCCAGGAAGGCACUGUCCAGUGGGAAGCCAGAGAUGGAGAGCUCCAGGAGGAAGAACAGCUGGGGAAAAGUUGUAAUUUUAGGCUUCUGUAUAGAUUUGACAAAUGUGGAAUGUUGUAUUUAGAGCCACUGGAGUGGGAUGCUAGACAUAGAAAACUAAACAAUAAAAACAAGUCUAUUAUAAUAUUCAGGAGGAAAAGAAAUGUUUUGCAGGAAGAGAAUCAUAAUCAGAGUAUACUACAUGGCUCUGAAGUUAAAAUAUUUACAUAAUUAUAAUAGUGGAAACCUGACAAUCAGCUUAUCCAGACAUGGUGCUAACCACUGCAAUGGUUGUUUGGGAGGGGAGAUUAAGCGUGCCAAAUACUUAACUUAGUAUGUCGAUAAAUCAAGACACAGCUCCAGAAGGAUUGUUAAAAAAUACAAAGAUAAAUGUCCAAAGAAAUGGCAAAAAGAAUUGAAGGGACUGAAGAAUAGAGAAUAGGUAGAAGGUGAAAUAAGGGGCAGCUAUUUUUGUAAUAAACUUUUUUGUUAACACUAUUGUUAAUUCUCACAAUAUUUUGUGUGUAUUGUGGAAAUUCUCAAGCAUACUCACAGGUAUAGAGAAAAGUACAGUGAAUCUCCAUGUACCCCUCAUCCAGCCCCAACAAUUACAGAUGUGGCCAAUCACAUUUCAUCCAUACUCUCACUAAUUUUAUUUUAUAUUGUAAAUCUUUAAAUAUUAUUUAAUUUUUUAAAAAUUUACUGAAGUAUAGUUGAUUUAGAAUGUUAAUUUUUACCGGACAGCAAAGUGAUUCAGUUACACAUAUGUGUUCUUUUUCUUUUCUAUUAUGGCUUAUUAUAGGAAAUUGUAAGUACUGUUUAAUUUUAAAUUAAUAGUUAAAUCCCUGCAGGUGAUAGGAAUAAUAUUUGUGAAAAAUUAUCACUAUACACCAAACUGCUUUGUGACCAAAAGGAAAAUAACAGUAAUCACUACCUCAGACAACAUGACCCCAUAGGAACCUUAUCAAAGUUGGGUACAUGUGGUAGACAGUAUAAUACACUAGAAAUGAAUAUGGACAUGAGUGAUAAAAGUGAGGAAAACACACAUCUUCUCUCCAAAAGUGGCUCCAAAGGAAUUGUAACUAAAAGUCAGAAAAUUAAGAGAGUCCCGGGCACUCGGAGAAUCCGGAGCCAUGUCCCGGAACCUGCGCACUGCUCUCAUUUUCGGUGGGUUCAUCUCCCUGAUCGGCGCCACCUUCUACCCCAUCUACGUCCGGUCCUUAAUGCGGCUGGAGGAGUACAAGAAGGAACAAGCCAUUAAUCGAGCUGGUAUUGUUCAAGAAGACGUGCAGCCACCAAGGUUGAAAGUGUGGUCGGAUCCAUUUGGCCGGAAAUGAGAAGAUUAACACCACCUCUAAUUAUGCAAGUAGACAGAGACUUCAUGCUUUCAGUUCUGCAGCAAGUGCAGUAAGUCACCUGGCUAGAGAGCAGUGGCUGGAGCAGAAAACUCUAGAAGGCCAUAAAGAGUCCUGUGCAUGAGGAUUACGUCCCUUCUUAAAAGAACCCUGGAAUAAAUCAUACCAUUAGGAGGGUUUUCAUGAUUUGGUUU
This is a messenger RNA of Cervus elaphus (red deer), 5188 nucleotides long. RefSeq names its product small integral membrane protein 20-like. NCBI's taxonomy places the organism in Eukaryota, Metazoa, Chordata, Mammalia, Artiodactyla, Cervidae. Bases 4773 to 4976 code for a protein of 67 amino acids. Gene Ontology annotation, biological process: mitochondrial respiratory chain complex IV assembly. Gene Ontology annotation, cellular component: mitochondrial inner membrane. The transcript has a single exon. The record is from RefSeq and is a predicted model, not a curated record.